Messenger RNA from Besnoitia besnoiti, 1026 nucleotides. RefSeq lists its product as uncharacterized. The record is from RefSeq and is a predicted model, not a curated record. The transcript has 8 exons. The coding region runs from base 1 to 1026 and encodes 341 amino acids. Lineage: Eukaryota; Apicomplexa; Conoidasida; Eucoccidiorida; Sarcocystidae.
AUGCGCAGAGUGCAGUUGCCUUCAGUGUACGAACGCGGACUGCAUGCGUUUCUCGCAAUGCGACGAGCUUACCAGCCGCAUCCGUCUACGGCGACUUCUUUGUCUGUUGCGGCCGCGGGUGCAGGCAGUCCUCUUUUCCGCUUCUGCUCGCAGCGAACUUUCGCGGCGGCCGCGGGGGGGAGCAGCGCGGGUCACAGUCGCAGCAGUGUUGGUGUGGUUCUGGGGAGCAGUGCCAAGUCCCUUGUCGAUAUCCCUGUGAAGCCCAAGCCGAGGCGCUUCUUCGACCUCAAGGCCUUCAAGAAAUUCAUCCUGCGAUAUAAACAGAAGGAAGAAGCAGCGGAGGAGCUUCUACUCAAACGGACCUACACCAAACCUCUCCCUGCCGGAUGGACGGUUCUAACAUUUCUCAAGAAAAUCAAGAUCGGGGACAAUGUGGAAGAUAUUGCCGCUGCCUUCAACUCGUGGACGGAUCUCGCCAACGCCACCAUCGAAGAGCUGCAGAGCGUCGAGGGAAUGACAAACCAGCAGAGGAGACUAAUCGUCAAGCACAUCCGGCUCUACAAUCACGGGCUCUGGCCUGAGAACUCCUACGAGGACUACAUUGACAAGUUUCAGGCGCCCCCUCUCGAAAACGAGAAAAAGGAAUGGAGGGAAGCGGACGAUGCACGCCUCCUUGAGCUGGCCGCACAGUACGACGUCUCUUUUGGCGACCCCUGGUUGUACAUUUCGUGGGAGAUGCAGAGGGACUUCGAGGACGUCCAGGCGCGCUAUGAGCAGCUCGUGACGAUCCCUAAGAAUAAGGAGCGACGAUGUGAGGCUGUGCUCACCAAAUGUACACGGCCACUAUUCUUCUCGCGGUACUUCAAGCUGCUGCCGUCUAUGCUGUAUGUCAUCCCUUCCACUGCCAAUUUCAAGACCGACCCCGCGCAACCUUUUUCAUUACCAAAUCAGUUCGCAGCCUAUCGGCGCAAUGACUGUUUCCGGCAGACUCUUUCUCAGUCUGAAGAAGAGCGCGAGGCGAAAUGA